Molecule: messenger RNA, 1405 nt
Organism: Daphnia pulex (common water flea)
Lineage: Eukaryota; Metazoa; Arthropoda; Branchiopoda; Diplostraca; Daphniidae
Product: serine hydrolase-like protein
Exons: 4
Coding region: 163-1299 (378 amino acids)
Source: RefSeq, a predicted model, not a curated record
CAUUUAUCAGUUUCGGGCCGCAGCAUAGUUUGUUGAUUGCAUGAUCAUUGACCAUUAUCAUCAUGCUAGCUGCUCAUCACUAUCAUCAUUUGCCGCUAGCAUGAAGAUAGGUGACGAUCUCGGUUACACAACACAAAUGAGCAGGCAGACAUCCAAAAUUAGAUGGAUUCUUUUUUAGCCUUUCAGUCAACAAGAAAGUUCAGAGCAACGCGGAAUAAAAAAGAAGUGCAUGGUAACAGACAUUACGAGCAAUCUAAUCAAUCUGGAUGUGAUUUACAAGUAAGACUUCACUCAGUAAAGCAUUUAAUUCCGCACGGAUUGUCGUCUGCUGCUCCGAAAAUAACCAAUAACAAUAUCAUCCCUCUACAAGGACCAGCUAAUAACCACGUCGAGUCCACUAAUAAGUCUGAUGUUCCAACCAAAACCUUUGAAGAAGUGACAUUUCCUAUGACCUAUGGAAAUGUAGCAGCUAAAAUCUGGGGUCCAUCUAAUGGGAAACCCGUUUUCGCAUUACACGGAUGGUUGGAUAAUGCCGGCACUUUUGAUAAUUUGAUUCCAAUGCUUCCAGACAAUUUGAGAGUAGUCGCUGUUGAUAUCCCGGGUCAUGGACUUAGUGAUCAUUUUCCAAGAGAUAUUAUGUAUCACUUCAUGGAUUGCCUUUUAGCUAUUGAGAGAAUAUCACAACAAUUGAAAUGGGACACAUUUUCAUUCAUUGGACAUAGCUUGGGAGGCUGCAUGGCUAUGUUAUACGCCGGCGUCUUUCCUGAGAAGGUAGUUAAACUGGUCAAUGUUGAUAUUGUGAGAGUUACAACUACUAGGGCGGAAACAAUGAAUUUGAGAUUAAGAAAAACCGUCGGCAAGCUUUUGAAAUACGAAAAUGCAAUCAUGCAAGGCCCUGAAAAACCUAUUACGUACGAGACAGCAAUAGAGAAGAGCAUCAAUGGUUCAUUUGGAUCCCUUAACAGGAAAGCUUGUGAAGUUAUGUUGAAACGCGGUCUCAAGAAAGUGAACGGAGGCUAUGUGUUUAGUAGAGACCGGCGCUUGCAUGCCGCCCCCUUGUCGUUCUGCCCAAAACAAGAUCAAGUGAUUCUCGCAGAAAAAGUAACCGCUGAUGUAUUAAUUAUAAAAUUCAUUGAAGGUCCUUAUUUCGAAAGUAUCGAGGAUCAAAUAGAGCACAUAGAAGCCCUUAAGAAAAACUCUAAAAGUGUUCGGUACGUUGAAAUAGAAGGGAAACAUCACACUCAUCUGACCCAUCCGGAACGCAUCGCUAGCCUUAUUUCCGAAUUUUUUAAAUCGUAGUGCGGAGAGAAUUCAUUAUGUUUGUCGUGCACCCGUCUAAUUUUCAUAGAAUCGAACAGUGUAUGCGUAAAAGAAUUGGAGACUCAAUAAAAGGUGCUAAUCUAAA